GGUCAGAAGGGACGGCCCCGGUCGCCAGGGGCAAAGGUUGGAGGUCAUCGGAGGAACUGGGGACCAGCGAGGGCUCCUCGACCCUCAUCGAUGACAGUCAGCUGAGGCUUCCCGUCCCCCCUCUCUCGCCCUCGCGCCGGGGCUCCCCGCCCCCACCUUACCCCAGCCCCCACCCCGGCGACACCAAGCCCACCCCUACCCCUCCCUCCCCCGAGUUCUGGCGCAUUCCGCCCCCACCCCUGGAGGCGCCGCCACCCCCGCCCGGGGUCACGCUGCGACCCGAGGAGGUCAGGGAGCCCCCUCCCCCGACCCCCCCGGCCCCUGCCACUCCCCCUCCCCCUGCCCCACCCCCUCCACCCAAGGGCCCCGCCCCACAGCCCCCCACCAGGUGGAGGCCCUCCGCCCGGGUGCCGGAGGAGGGCCGGAAGGUUCCGGAAGCCCCCUGGGCCGCGCGGGAGGAGCCCGUGGUGGGCAAGCCCCCGCGCUCAGCCCAGAAGGGCAAGGAGAAGGCCAAGAAGAGCCAGGAGGAGGCGCCGCAGCCGCCCGGAGCCAGGGAGGGGUUCAAGCGCCCCAAAGGGCCGGCCAAGAAGGCCCGGCCACAGAGCGGUCAGUGGGCAGAGGGCACCGACGCCCACCGGGUCUCGGACACGCCCAGCGUCAAGCAGAGGGCCCAGCAACUCCUCGCUCAGAAGGUCAAGGUGGGAGCAGGAUCUCGGAAACAGAGAGCACGGAUGCCAUCAGAGAUUCCAGUCCAGAGCAGGGAAAAGCCACACACUGUAACCCGGGAGCGGACUUUCUCAGAGGUAUCCCGCAAGGAUCCGAGUCUGGAGUUAGGGAAGGAACCGUUGCCCUGGUUACUGACCUCAGCAUCCAAGGAUAAGGCCAGUCUGAGUAAAAGGGCCGUGGUGAAACGCCGACCCCGGGGGAAACAAGGCAGGAAAUUAUCUACCAUGGAGACAGAUUUCUGGUCAGACCGCAGCACCCCCCAGAAGGUGGGAGCAGACCUGGAGAGUGAGCGUUCUCCCGACGGUGGGGCACAUGGGGCUGAACGGGAAGCUCACGCUGAGACAGAAGGUCAGAAAAUACGCACCAAGGCCACUCGUGGAAAAGGAGUUAAGGUUAAGGAUGACCUGAAAACACCAGAGAUGAGACGGAAGGUGAAAGGUACACACCAGAAGUCUGCCUUUGGGAGGAAGACGCAAGAUGCAUCUCCGGACCAUGAUGCCCACACAGAGGCUGACGUUCGUUCAAAAAACCAUCCGAGGAGUUCAUAACAAUUCGGCAACUCUGGGAUGGAGAUUUCUCCCAACCCGGCUGCAUCCAGAGAGAGAGAGAGAAACAGAGACAGAGACAGAGAGAGAGAGAGAGAGACAGAGACUGCGAUGGAGAAUUACAGAGAUUAAACCGUGCUUGGGUUUUAUAACAGACUGUUCAACAGUGUUCCCGUAAACACAAACACCAAUAAAGUUUCACUAAAA
Molecule: messenger RNA, 1478 nt
Organism: Hemiscyllium ocellatum (epaulette shark)
Lineage: Eukaryota; Metazoa; Chordata; Chondrichthyes; Orectolobiformes; Hemiscylliidae
Exons: 9
Source: RefSeq, a predicted model, not a curated record